CCGGCUACAGCGCGAGGCACAGAUUGGCAGAUUCCCUUUUCGCCUUCCCCUGAGCCCGAUCGAGCAAACCAAUGGAGAAGCAAGCCGACAAGGCCGCGGCGCCGGCCGACGACGGCAUCCACGAGGAGCCGCCGGCCUCCGCCCAGAACGGGAGGCCCGGAUCCGAGCCGGCGGCCGCACCCGAGGUGGAGGUGCAGCUCUUCCGGCGGGGCCGGGGGCCGGUGGCCGUGUUCCGGUCGCCCCUGGGCGGGUACACGCAGGACCAGCUGGAGGUGGGGGACAUCCUGGAGAAGCACGGCCUCAAGUGCGUCUUCGCCUUCGACGCCGCCUCCCGCGCGCGCGGCGUCGCCAUCCGAUUCAACCCCCGCAACGGCCGCUCCCUCCUCCCCUACGCCGCCGACUCCACCAUCUUCCUCGACGGCGAGCCCAAGGAUCCUUUGCUGAAGCCCAUCACGAAGGUGAUGCUCACUGUCUGCGCCAUGACAGUGGUAGUUGCGGUGUUACUGAAGGAGGGGAAGAUGCCCGAGUGGCUUAAGGGAACUAAGCUGGGCAACCUGAAAUUCCCACCGUGGGUGCUGGCUUGCAUGGUCAUUGUCUUCAUGAGGCUCCGGAAGAGAACCAGGGAUGUCAUGAAGAAGAUUGGCUGGUCCUCGUGAGCAGGUUACUAAUGGCAAGCACACUUUUCGCCACUCCUUCCAGUUUGCCGUCAAUGUUGGAGAUGUACUGGGCAGUGACAUACUACAUGUAAAUGUUCAGAACAAAUACAUCUUAUUAUAGAUCACUUAUAUUUGACCUUAUGUUUAGCAUAUACACGACGCGGUUUGCCAGUGUGGCAUUUUUGCUUGUAGCAAGUGUGCAUGAAUAAAUAUAGCCGAACAAACUGGUGUGCGCUCUGUUUCUGUGAA
Molecule: messenger RNA, 905 nt
Organism: Triticum urartu
Lineage: Eukaryota; Viridiplantae; Streptophyta; Magnoliopsida; Poales; Poaceae
Product: WD repeat protein
Source: RefSeq, a predicted model, not a curated record